This is a messenger RNA of Candida dubliniensis CD36, 1695 nucleotides long. RefSeq lists its product as uncharacterized. The transcript has a single exon. NCBI's taxonomy places the organism in Eukaryota, Fungi, Ascomycota, Pichiomycetes, Serinales, Debaryomycetaceae. The record is from RefSeq and is a predicted model, not a curated record. The coding region runs from base 1 to 1695 and encodes 564 amino acids.
AUGAGAAUCUUAUCAAUAGAUUUCCCAACUUCUUUAUUCCAUUCAACAACUCAAGGUUGGAAUCAAACUCCUCCUCCUCAUGAAAUUAAAAAUCCAACUAUUUCAAUAGCUCAUACUUUAAAAAAUUUUUUAUUAUGGUUAAUAUUUAUUAAUUUAAUUAAUCAAUAUAUUUCUAAUUUUAAAUUAUAUUUUGGUGAAAUUGAUAUUGUUUUAUUAUUAUCUAAUUCAUUAUUAUUUGAACCAUCACCACCACCACCUCUACCACCACCAACCAUUGGAAAUGUAUCAUCACUUUCUAUGAUUGACAUUAAUAAAUUUAUAAUUAAUCAAGAUCUUGAAAAUAUUCUUCGAGGAAUUUAUAUUCGUAAUGAAGAUAUUUAUUUAAAUAAUAUUAAUCAAACUACUAUAUUAUGUCAACCUAUUAUUAAUAUAAAUAAUGAUAAUUCUAUUCAAAUUUUAUUUAUUGAAAAAUUUUUUAAUGAUAAUCAAGGAUAUUUUAAUUAUCAAAAUUUAAUUAAAGUUGAUUCAAUCCUUUUACAAAAAUUUUCAAAUACUAAGAUUAAGACUAAUUCAAAUUCAAUUAAAAAAUCCGAUUUAAUUGAACAAUUUUUAAGAAUUGUUUUAACAAGAUUAUAUCCUCGAUAUUUUGAUCAUCAUAUUAUGAAUACUAAUAAUAAUAAUAAUAAUAAUAAUAAUGGUGAUGGUGAUGGUGAUGGUGAUGGUGAUGGUGAUGGUGAUGGUGAUGGUGAAAUGAUUCAAAGUUCUUUAAAUAUUGAUAAAAUUGUUAAAAAAAUUCGAAAUUCUUUAAUUCCAAUUAUGAUUGGUAAAAUUGGUUUAUUAAUAAAUUCAAUAAUUUUAUUUUUAUUAUAUAUAUUACUUCAUUGUUGUCCUAAAAUAUUAAUUUGGCAUUAUAUUAAUUUAGGUUCAUUAUAUUUUAUUAAUAUUAUUAAUUUAGGAUUUAUUUUAAUGAUUUUAAUUUCUAAAAUUCAAUUAAAAAUUUAUUCAACAAUUAAAGAUUUUGGUUAUAUUUUAAUUAUAUUUGAAUUUUUAUCAAUUUUAUCAAUAAUGAUAUUAUUUUUCUAUGAUCAUAAAUCAAUUAUGAAACGUCAAUUAUUUGUGGCAUAUUCUUGUUCAUCUUCAAUUUAUUCUGAUGAUAAUGAUAAACCCAAUAUGCCCAAAAAUAAUAAUAAUAAUAAUAAUAAUAAUAAUAAUGAUGAUGAUGAUGAUAAUGGGAAAGAAAUUAAUGGGAAUAAUAAUUUGUCUAAUAUAGUACAACCAACUCCACGUCCUCCAUUAUUUCCUUCAUCGAUUUCUCCACCAUUAUCAUAUUAUAAUCCAGAACAUCAAUCAGCUUAUUCAAUAAAACCAAAAGAGCAGCAGCAGCAGCAACAGCAAGGACAAGGACAAGGACAAGGACAAGAUCAAUUGCAUAGAAUAUCUUCAAUCCGAGCCCAAAGCUUACAAGAACAAUAUUCAACACCUGUACCUGUUAGUACACCAAUUAUUAAUGAACAAAUAACAAAUUUGAAAAAUGAUAUUGAUAGAAGAUGUAUUACUGCACCUGUACAAGUUGUAAAAAAAUUAGAUUCUACUAAACUACAACAACAACACCAACAAUACCAACAAAACCACCACCACCAACAUCAUCAUCAUCAUCAUCAUCAUCCAGGUUAUUUACCAAACUUGAAAUUAUAA